Molecule: messenger RNA, 1605 nt
Organism: Miscanthus lutarioriparius
Lineage: Eukaryota; Viridiplantae; Streptophyta; Magnoliopsida; Poales; Poaceae
Source: the annotation of a GenBank genome assembly
AUGGCUCCUCCGCCGCGGCGAAACCCGCAGCAAAACCCCACCCGGAGGAAGGGCGAGGAGCCGUGGCUCGCCGCGAGCCUGCGCCCGGCGAACUUCCUCCCGGGCCUCGCCAUCGGGUUCCUCCUCGGCCUCCUCCUCGACCUGUCCUCGUCGUGGAGACCCAAGUCCAGCUCCCCGCCGGCUCCGGCCGCGGCACCCGCGCGGGGCUCCAGCUCCAAGCGGGCGUCGGGGAGUUCGUUUGCCUCAGGCGGCGAGGAGCUUAAGAUGGUUUUAGUGGUACGCCAGGACCUCAAGAUGGGGGCUGGGAAAAUAGCUUCUCAAUGUGCCCAUGCAGCGACUGGCUUGUACGCCGAGUUGUUUUCAAGCAAUCGGGGUUUACUGAGACAAUGGGAACAACUUGGACAAGCUAAGAUUGUUUUGACAUGCAAGAAUCAACAGGAAAUGAACAGGCUAAAGGAAACUGCAGAACAUCGAGGUAUUCCUACAUUUAUUGUUGCUGAUGCAGGCCGCACAGAGGUGUUGGCUGGAUCCAAAACAGUUCUUGCAAUAGGACCAGCAGCCAGCAGGGCCAGCAGGAGGGAAAGGGCGGACCAACUCAAGCCCAAACCCUCAACCCCCAGCCGCGCCGCGCCGCCCGCCCAUGGCCUCCUCCUCCCACUCCUCGCCGCCUCGCGGCGCGGCCGCAGCGCGCGGCAGGCGCCCUUCUUCCGCGACCUCGCCACCCCGAUCCCGUCCCACCGCGGCGUCUCCCGCUUCGCCUCGGGGGCUUCCCCCUCCGCCACGCCGCCGCCGCCGCCCAUCUUCACCCUCGACGACCGCUACGCCGCCGCGGACUUCUCCCCGGACCCCACCGCCUCCGACCUCCUCCCCGUCGCGUCCUCCCCCUCCCCCCGCGCCGCCGCCAGCCGCUCGCCGCCAUGGGACCUGUCCCGGGGCAAGGUGUCGCUCGCCACCAGGAUCCCCCAUGGAUGGGGUCGUCGAGCCGGCUCGGAAAGAGGUGCUCGCUUUGCCGCCGCCCGCGAGCCCUGGCGCCCCACCUCCUGCCACGACAGCGGAGGCGCAGUCACCGGUGUCCCCGCGCAGGCACCGGCUGGGACGGAGCCAGUGGCGAACGGAGGGGAGGUCGAACGGGAGGAGUGGGUCACUGUAUUCGGAUUCUCUAUUGGAGAUACCAACCUUGUUCUUCGGGAAUUCGAGAAAUGUGGAGUAAUAUUGAGACAUCACUCUGGUCCAAGAGAUGGAAAUUGGAUCCACAUAUUGUACCAGCGCUCUUAUGAUGCUCAAAAGGCCCUUCAGAAAAAUGGUAUCCAACUAAGCAGCGGUCUGAUAGUUGGAGUAAAGCCUAUUGAUGCAGUGCACCGGCAGCAGCUGGAUGAGAGUUUCGCGCGAAGCAGUCAAGGUGGAUUUAUGGUUUCCUUGCCUUCAAAGUCACUUGGCUUGAAGAGCACAGGUGCAUCGCACCAGUUAGGAGCCUUGCCCCGCCCGUAUGACCCUAAAGCUAACACUAAUGUUAGCCGAGAUGCAGGCCGUCGUGCAACUGGCAGCGUUGCUGCACCAGCAAAAUCAAUUUUAACCAAUGUGAUGGAUUUGAUAUUUGGCAUCUGA